AUGUUCGGUCGCACCGAGAAGUUUGACACAAGCCAACCGCGAACUCCGGAUCUCACGCACCCAGUUCAUCCACUUUUCGAAGACCUCGGGGAAUUGCACCACGGUCCCCUUAUGGUUUGUCGACUGGCAUCCUUGCUAUUGGAAAAAGCCCUGCCAUUCUUCCAUGCCAUUCUGGUUGUAGGAGACUCGCUUCCCAAUUGUACCGGUGGAGUUGAGCAUUUUUGUCCUGAGCCAAAAGCCUCGCUGACUACUGACGAGCAAGAACAGACACGCAAGAUGCUCGCUGAGCUCGCGACUGGCGUAACCAUCUACCCUGGCUUCCCACCAAAUUGGGACGUCGAACCGGCACAACUUGGACAGACCUGCCCAGACUACAAUGUCGAGUUUCCGCACUUAAGCGGCCGUGGUAGCACCAUCUUCCUGAACUCCGACAGGAUCAAAGCCUUAUAUCGUGCAGCAAAGUCUAAUGAUCAUGCGGCGUUCUUCUGGUAUACUUUGCAACUGGCGAAGACAAUGGUCCAUGAAGUUGCCCAUGCUGCGGUGUUAAGUACCAUGUCUUGCACCUUCGCUGUCGAAUCCCGUCACGUGUACGACACCAUGUUCAUAGGGCUAUCGCAAUUCUCGGAACAUGGACUUGAUCUGGAGAACUUUCUCUUUGGAGGUGUCGUAAAUAGGAUAGCGCCGUGGAAACGCGAGGCUUUCUAUUUCGAUGGCGACAAGCCAAGUUCUUUGGAUUUCAUGAUCACUCUUGGGGACUAUCCUGACCCCCUCACUGAGGAUCUGUACGUUUAUUGCAAGCAUCGAGGCCCUCCACUUGCCGACGCUCUAACUGAAUGGCAUGUUUCACUGUCCUGGAUCCAUCAACUUCUACUGCAAAGCUUCUGGGAUAGUGCGCUGAAGAGUGACAAUUCCGCUUUGCACCCGCCGCGAACCUCUGGCAUAAUCCUAGGCCGACUACGCAAUCCCGAAAGCAUGAAGGCUGUAGAGUCUCGCAUCGAGGAGCUGAGAGCAGCUGGCGUGUACAAUGUCACCGAUUUUGGGUACAUUUCCUUGGACCCCAUUGUUGGUCCCCCAAAAACUGGGAUUGCGGCCUCAGCCAUUCGGAAAGUGAAAGACUUGUCGAGAUGGAUGUUUCACGAGCCUAUGGUAUGGGGCCCUCUUGACAACUCGUGGUACUAG
Cercospora beticola is the source of this 1179-nucleotide messenger RNA. RefSeq lists its product as uncharacterized. Lineage: Eukaryota; Fungi; Ascomycota; Dothideomycetes; Mycosphaerellales; Mycosphaerellaceae. The record is from RefSeq and is a predicted model, not a curated record.